UCCUUCCUCGGGCGCGACGAGGGCUGCCGUCCCGCGGGGAGGGGAGCGAUGGCGUGUCGGAAGGCCUCCGAAGCUUCCUUCAGCCUGAGCGAUGUACGAGAGCGGAUGCGGGAGAAGAAAAAUGGUGUUCUGAGGACCGCCAAGUUGAAUGCCUCACUUGCGUCAAAAAUCAGAACGAAGAUCAUCAACAACUCCUCCAUUAUUAAAGUUUCCCUAAAGCACAACAAUAAAGCACUGGCACUGGCCCUCAAUGCAGAGAAAGCUAAUGCACAGCGGCUUGCCAAGGAGAAGGUCAUCUUGCAGAUGGAGUUGGAGCAGUGUCACUUCCAGAACGCUUUUCUGCGGAACAAGCUCUGCUUUCUGAGUAAUGUCUUGAAGGAACUUGAAAAUCUUGUGGAGUCAGUUAAGAUGGCUCGGCUUUCUGAGUAUCGUCCAAGUCAUCUGUCCCUGUCUAAUGGCCAGAAGACCAGCAUGACUGAAGAUAGCUGGGCUGAUGAUAUUUCAGAUGGUCAUCUUCUGAGCACUGCAGCAAUGCCACUGAGGGUGCCCAUUUCAAAGCCUGCAGAUUGUAGACAAAGUGGCAGCUCCACGGCAGUACGGAAGUCCUCAUUAGAUCUUCAGAGAUGUGCUCCUGAUAAGCCCCUGGAAACUUUGUCUGUUUCUGAAGAUGCUUUGCCACCACAGUUGGCUGGGAAACUUCAGUCCCACCAGAAAGAAAAUGGGAAGAACAGGAGUGAAAGAGGGGAAGCGCAAGAGGCUUUUCUUGACUCGUGCCUCUUCAGAGAGUCCUUGUGUGCCACUCAACAAAAUCUCAACAGUUCGUCAGCACUUGCCUGGGAAAGUUGUCCACUUCCAUAUGAAGAUGAAAUGGUGAAGCACUUCUGUGAUCGUCUCUCACAAGGGCACGUUACGCAGCGGAGAAAACGUUCCACUUGGUUUGCAACAAGUGCUCAGUCUUCAGGUGUGGAUAUCACCCCACAUGUCAGUUCAACUCGGGCAACCUGGUGUGGUAUUGUGAAGGAUAGCAGCAGUUUCAGUGAAAGCAACACACAGCCACAGCUAAAAUCUCCCAGCUCACUGACUUUACCUACUGAAGCAACUGUUAGUCCCAACAGAAGAUCUUCAAUUAAAGAAGCUUUUUGUGAUCAGCCACAGGCUGAAGAACCUAGGUGUAGCACUGAAGUAGAUUCCAGCUCCGGUGAGGUCAUGGAGUUUGUUCCUGUAAAGAUUAAAAGUAAAGUUAACUGUAAAACUGAUGAGAAAAAGGCUGCUAAAAAAGCAAGUGCAGGAAGAAAGAAAACAAAUAUGAUUAAAACCAGUGCAAAAAAUGGUCCUGAUAUACCUCAAAGUGAAGAGAAUACCCAAAAUGCAAAGAAGCCCAUUUCAUCAGAAGUUGCAGCAUGGCCUAGUGGGUCGGAGGCUUCGGAUCUGGAGCAGGAGGCUUGUGUUGGAGCUUUGGACUUGAAGAACAGAGGCUCUGGUGUGGUGCAAAGUUCGCAUUCUCCUAAUAAUGUCAGAAUCAGAAGAACUUACAUGGUGAACAAGCCACAGCUGAGUAGUCUUGAAAGUGGUGACUUAGUGCAAGUUGAGAAAGAUGGAAUAGUUGAGAUCCAAAGCAUGGAGAGCAGCUUGUUAAAAAGCCCAGUUCAUACUGUCUCAAGUCAUGAAGUUCCCUCAGAUGAUUGCAGUCUGCAAAAUUCAUUUUUGUUGAGGGGUGGGACUUCAAGUGCAUAUGCUUUACAGGAAGACUCAUCAAAUGUGACCACAAAGAGUAUCAGACAGAAAACCAAUAGAAAAACUAGAGUAAUUAGUCAAAUAAAUGACUUUGAGGAGAAUUUGCCGAGCAGCAUGGAAAAAAUACUUGAGGCCAGAGCUGAAGAGCAACGUAAAAACAGCCAGAUAAGGAGGAGGAAGACAGUCACGAAAAGCAGUUGUCAGAAAAAUGAAGGCAAUUUUGACCCAUUUAUAGAUGUUCAAGGAAUAGCUGAAGGUGGCACAAGAGAUUCACUAGUUAAAUGUAGAAAAAGGACUUAUUUUGUCUGUCCUUUGGAUCUUACAGGAAACUUGGGUUCUGUCCAGACAGAUUUUGAAAAGGAUGAAAUGGUGCCAUCUAAGUGUAUUCUAGGGAGCAAAGCUAGCAAAAUUCCCAGAGUUCAGAGGAAGGGAGCUGCUCAGAACAAUAAAAAACAAACAGAGGAUCCUCUAGAAAAGGAGCAAACUAAGGUUCUCAACACUGGUUCUGUGGAAGAAGAAAGCAAUUGCAAACCAAAGCCUCGGAGGAAGAGGAAAACCUCCGUUCCUCCAAAGACCAGUUCUGUAGACAAACAGAGCGAUGAUGCCGGUGUCCUCCAUGAGAGUUCUACAGAACUUGUGUCUAAGCAAACUGUAUUAGUUGAGAAAUCUUCUUGCCCUACCAAUUUGCUGUCUGAGCUGGGUGCCUCCCUGGAAGAGCAGAUAGCUGACAUUUCACUUCCAAAUAAUCUUAUGGACCUGUCGCAGAGCCUUGAGUCCUCCUCUGUGAUCUGUUCUACAGACUUGCCUGUCAGCUGUGGGCUUACAGAUCUACCAGUUUCCAAAAACUCGGAGACCAAAGGUGAAAGAACUCCAGCAAAAUCUUCUCUUUGUCCAGAAAGCUCUCUGCUAUUUAAAGAAAGGAGGGCAGAAGAAGCAUCUAGGGAAAAAAACAAGGUUGUGUCAAGUUUUAAACAUUGUUCCCAGAGUUCAUCUCCGCAGGAACCUGAAAUCAGGCCACUACAGGACUUGACCAAUGCCAGGACUUCAUCUCUUGUCCCCUGCUUGGAAGAAGUAUCAGAACGUGCAUCCAGACGGAGACCAGACCCAGCCUGCUACCGAGAACCAAGUCUCAAGUGCAAACUGAGGCGGGGUGACCCAUUUACAAACAAAGAGUUCCUCCACUCCCCUGUUUACAAAACCAAAAAGAAGAAAAGGCCCAAAACCAAGGAACUGACCAAGAAUAUCAAAGAAGAACAAGUUCCUGUCGGAUGUCCCAGUGCCAACGCAAGCAAACUAACAUCAAUGGGAGACGAGAAGCAAGAAGUGAUGCAGUAGUUGAACAUGUAGCCUGUAAGUUCCUGCUUCUGUGUCUUUACUAGGAUGUCUCUAAUGUUUGGUAUAGCUUUUUUUUUUUUUUUUUAAAAGUGUAAAUAAAG
Molecule: messenger RNA, 3170 nt
Organism: Centrocercus urophasianus (Greater sage-grouse)
Lineage: Eukaryota; Metazoa; Chordata; Aves; Galliformes; Phasianidae
Product: shugoshin 2-like
Exons: 9
Coding region: 49-3069 (1006 amino acids)
Cellular component (GO): chromosome, centromeric region
Source: RefSeq, a predicted model, not a curated record